GAAAGAAUAGAGCGAGGAAUUUCAGUUCAGCCCACUUUAUUUUCUUCCUCAGGAAGUUGAGCCAGAUUUCCACUGAAAUUUGGAAACUUCCACGACCAUUUUCCUCCGAAUCCCCACAACACCCAAAAUAAAAUUGAAAAUGCAAUUGACUUCCAACCAAAUCUCAGACCAAUUCAUCAAUGUCGGUUUGACAUGAAUCCGGAUCUCAGCCAUCUUGCAUUUACGAAUAAGCUUUACUAAUAUAACAACAAUGGCUCGGAUCUUCGAGCACUUUGUGGUUUGUGGGAUUGGUCCGGAGAUUCGAACCCUUGACGGGGACAAGGGCUUUCAUGGAACCGGCGUCACGUACCUGCCUUCUCUGCUCGACCAAUACCCUCCACCCAACCACUCCCUCUAUCCUCCUCCGCCGCCUCAGCUCCCCACCUGUGUUCUACCGGCUGGGGUCGAGUUUUAUUCAUCUGGUUUUGAUGCUAAUGAUGCUUUAACUUCUCCGAGGAGCUACCCGAUUGUUUUAACCGAGGGUGAUGGAUCAAAAAUAUAUGUUAGUUGCAUUGCUUUUCGGGAUCCAGUCAGUGAGGAUAUUGCUGAAGCUUACCGUAUACCGGCAAAUUCUUUUGCUGAAAAAUGUAUAUGUCUCAUUUCACGCUUGCCAAGUUUUCAUGCCCUUCGAAGUGCACUUGAGGAACUAUUUGCACUUUGCUUUUCCGCAAAUGGAAGUAGCAAGCCAUUAUGGGAUGUUAUAGCACAUAUGGUGUCCAAUGUACCUUUGCCUACACCUGGAAGGGAUCGAGUUUUAUUUGCUAUAGAUAAUUGCCUGCUUUCUGUGGAGGCUCCACCCAAGGAUGGUCUCCCACAUGCUGAUAUAUCAUUUCAACCACUUGUACAGUGCUUGGAUGUUGACAACUUAAUUGAACUUUUUACUGCUGUGUUGCUUGAAAGGAGGAUUUUGCUUCGAUCAAACAAGUAUUCGCUUUUAACUCUUGUAUCGGAGGCCAUAUGCCAUUUAAUUUAUCCAUUUCGGUGGCAGCACGUCUACAUUCCACUACUAUUUUUCAGUGGAGUAGAUUACAUUGAUGCUCCUACACCAUAUAUGAUGGGUCUCCAUUCAGGUGUUGAUACAUCUGCUCUCACAAUGGAUGGCGUAGUUGUGGUAGACCUGGAGUAUAAUCGUAUCACCACAUCAGAAGAGAUUCCCACUAUUCCAGAGCCAGAAUUAAGCUCUUUGCGUGAUGAGAUCACAAAGUUGUUGUGCCCCAAUGUUGUGGGGAUAGAUCAGAUGAAGGGUGGCCCUUAUAAUACUUCUGAGCAAUUAUCUAUACGUGGCAACAAACCUUGGGGAGAGGACCAUGACCUUCAACUUAGGUUAAUAUUCCUAAAGUUCUUCGCUUCACUUCUAAGUGGCUACCGCAAUUUCAUUGAAAACACAGCAAAUCAUGUCUUCAACACUCAAGCAUUUCUAAAGAAGCGCUCUCGGUCAACCAACCAACCGCCUGAACCUAUGAUAACACAAUUUCUAGACUCUCAUGGUUUCUUGGAUUAUCUGGAGAGAGGUUUGGGUUCUGGUGAAAAUCAAAAUAAUCUCCUUGACAAGUUACAAGAUGCAAUUGGAAGGGGUCAAAAUCCUAUUUCUAUACUUCCUUCAUCUUUGGUAGAGCCUGAGAUUAUAACAAUAUCUGAUCCUGAUGUGGGACUAUCAGGAUCAGGUGCCAAAUAUACUUAUGACCGGUUUCCUUCAAAUUUUAGAACAGAAGAGCAAGAAGAGAAGAGGAGACAGAUUCUUGCAGCAGCAAGUGGAGCUUUUGAAUACUCUGGAAAGCAUAUUCCAAGUUCUCCUUCCAUGCUGGCGGUUAAGGAUUCAAAAGCAGAAAGUCUCAGUCCAAUGGAGAGGGCUGCUGAAAGGGAGCGCAUGGUUUUGGACAUAAAAGUUAAGCUGCAGGGAUUGUGGCUGCGUCUUCUGAAAUUGGGGGCAACUGAUGAUCCCCUUUCAUCUUUUGAAUAUGGCACAAUUCUGGCUCUGAUUGAAUCUGAUGCAGAGGGAAUUGGUGGUAGUGGGUUUGUUGAAUGUAUAAGUGAGCAUAUACACUCAGGGUGGCACUGUCAACUGACUCAGGAACAGUUUAUUGCAGUGAAAGAAUUACUCAAAACGGCAAUCAAUCGCGCAACAUCUCGGAAUGAUUUAAUUACAAUUAGAGAUGCGCUUGAAGUCUCUGCUGAAAUGCAUAAGAAAGAUGCUAAUAAUGUUUCAGACCACAUCCAACGCCAUCUUAUAUCUCUCUCAAUCUGGGAGGAGUUGCGAUUCUGGGAAGGAUACUUCGACUAUCUAAUGGAGCGCUCUUCAAGCAAUUCGGUAAAUUACGCAUCUCUGGUCACUGCACAGCUGAUUGCGGUGGCAUCACACAUGGUUGGGUUGGGACUUCCUGAUAAUGAUGCGUGGUAUAUGCUUGAAACAAUAGCAGAUAAAAACAGUGUUGGAUACAAGCAGUUUAUUAAACUUAGAGGAUUCCUGUCACAUACCCAGCAACUACGUAUCGCAUACUGGGGAAUCACUUCUACAAAAUUCCAAUCCAUGUCGUCUCUAGGAUUACCAUCCCCACGUUCAAAAGAGGAAACAGAUGAGAAUCAACCACCUGCAGAGGCUUCUGGUGUUGGAAGGAGCUGGGUUCAGAGCAUGUUCAGCAGAGACACAGCAUCCAGAACAAACUCUUUUAGUCGCGUUCGUAGAUGGGCUUCUGAUGCUGGCAAUGCGGACACAAAUGAGAAUGGGACUCCUCGCAAACAAGAUCUAUUGGCUGGAGGGCAUAAGAAAAUUCAAACCAAUGUUCGUAUACUUAGGGGUCAUAGUGGUGCUGUUACUGCUCUACAUUGCGUGUCAAGAAGAGAGGUGUGGGAUCUGGUGGGUGACCGUGAAGAUGCAGGCUUCUUUAUCAGUGGAAGUACAGACUGCUCUGUUAAGAUCUGGGAUCCUAGUCUUCGCGGUUCUGAACUUCGGGCAACUUUGAAAGGACAUACAAGAACCGUCCGUGCAAUAAGUUCAGAUCGAGGUAAGGUGGUAUCAGGAUCUGAUGACCUGUCUGUUUUAGUAUGGGACAAACAAACAACUCAGCUUUUGGAAGAGCUAAAAGGCCACGAUGGACAGGUUAGUUGUGUGCGCAUGUUGUCAGGCGAGCGUGUCCUCACUGCUGCCCAUGACGGUACUGUGAAGAUGUGGGAUGUUAGAACUGAUACAUGUGUGGCAACAGUAGGCCGUUGUUCAAGUGCAGUUCUAUGCAUGGAGUAUGAUGACUCAACAGGAAUCUUGGCUGCGGCUGGCAGAGAUGCGGUUGCAAAUAUCUGGGACAUCCGUGCAGGUAGGCAGAUGCACAAGCUGUUAGGGCACAGCAAAUGGAUUAGGUCAAUAAGAAUGGUUGGCGAUACCUUAAUUACUGGUAGUGAUGAUUGGACAGCACGAGCGUGGUCUGUUUCACGGGGAACGUGUGAAGCUGUUCUAGCAUGCCAUGCUGGUCCAAUAUUAUGUGUUGAGUAUUCCCCAUUGGACAGAGGAAUAAUAACAGGUUCAACUGAUGGGCUGCUGCGGUUUUGGGAGAAUGAGGAGGGUGGUAUAAGGUGCAUGAAGAAUGUUACCAUACAUACUGCUGCUAUAUUAUCCAUCAGCGCUGGGGAACACUGGUUAGGUAUUGGAGCAGCUGAUAAUUCUCUGUCUCUCUUUAAUCGGCCCCAAGAGAGACUUGGUGGCAUCUCUAGCACAACUUCAAAAACAGCAGGCUGGCAACUCUACCGUACUCCACCAAGGACAGUUGCCAUGGUACGGUGUGUGGCUUCCGACCUUGAGAGGAAAAGGAUAUGCAGUGGUGGUCGAAAUGGACUUCUUAGGCUGUGGGAAGCCACCAUCAACAUUUAAAUGUUUGUUGUAUUUUAUUCCUGUUGUGUAGUUGUCGAAAGGAUCACGAGGGAAAUGGUUGUGAUGGCUUUUCUUUGUAUUUCUUUCAAUUUGUUUAUGUAAUUUGUAAGUCUGGCGAAAUCCUAAUCUUGCCUCUGGGCUGCUUUAGCGUUAUUGUUUGCAUUGUUUGGUUCAUUCAUUUAUACAAGUGCCUGUAAUUCAAUAUAUAGGAAGUUUUGUGUCAAUGUUUGCCUCGAGUGUUUUAUGAUGGGAAGAGGAUUGCUAUGCAGAUGAUUGUAUUGUAAUGUGCAGAUGAAUUAUUCUGAAGUGAUGAA
Molecule: messenger RNA, 4212 nt
Organism: Juglans regia (Persian walnut)
Lineage: Eukaryota; Viridiplantae; Streptophyta; Magnoliopsida; Fagales; Juglandaceae
Product: DENN domain and WD repeat-containing protein SCD1-like
Exons: 31
Coding region: 251-3898 (1215 amino acids)
Biological process (GO): regulation of Rab protein signal transduction
Cellular component (GO): cytoplasmic vesicle
Molecular function (GO): protein binding
Source: RefSeq, a predicted model, not a curated record